UUUUGGAAUGACAGACGGCGAAGUCGAGCAAUCUAAUAUUCCAAUUUGGUACAAUAUUUAAUAGUAUUUAAGUGCAUUUGAAAAUAUGCCUGGAUUAGAAAAGAUUCACCUUGAAGAUGCUUUGGAGGAUAAUCCUCAGACACGCUCCAUGGUCACGCUUUUUGAACAUGAUGCUGAAUUAUUAAGAGAUUAUAUUGAAACUCUGCGGUCACAUUGCGAUAAAGUGCUUAGUGCACAGAAAGAACUUGCUUCAGCUACUUCAAAUCUCUCCCAGCAUUUAAGAGCUUAUGAAAACCAGAAAUUUCCUAUGGAUACAGAUCCUGAUAGUGUUUUGAAAACAACCCUUCGAGAAUUUGCUGUCACUUUAGAUGAAAUUAGCUCUUUGCAACAAGUUUGUGCUGCACAGUUGGGAGAUGGAAUGCUGUUUCCUCUCAACCGAUUCAUUGAAGCUGAUCUAACAGAUAUCUUUACCAUGAUGGAAAUGUUUAAGUCAGCUUCUAAUGAAAUGGAACAAAGUAUCACAAGAUUCUGCAAAUGUUCCAGAAAGCGAGAUAGUGAGAAAGUGAGGCAGGAAAUCAAUGAAGAAGUUUAUAUGGCAACUAAAAAGUACCAUCAGACAGCUUUGCAUUAUUAUGCAAAUAUGAAUGCACUGCAGUAUAAGAGAAAAAUGGCUCUUUUGGAACCAGUUCUUGGCUAUCUUCAUGCCUUGAAAUCAACAUUUUCAGUUGGACAUGAAACACUUAAUACACCCGAGCUAGAGUCAUUUCUAACAAAUAUUGGCUCUAGUAUACAAGGAGUUCAAGCGGAAUUGGGACAAGAGACUCAAAAAACUGUGGAACUGAUUGAUACCAUAGAACAACAAAGUCAGCAUUUGUACUAUGCUGAGCCCCCUGUAGAUAUGCCUUAUAUUCCUCCAAAUAUGGGACUUUCUCAAAAAAGUGGUUAUUUAUUUCUGAAAACCAAGUUUGCAGGAAUGGUAACCAAAUGGGAACAUGUGUUUGUUUAUACACUUGGAAGUAAACUGAUGACCAUGGCAAAAUUUGAAGUUGCUGGAAGUGUAAUCAUGGAACUUGAGAAAAAUAUUACUACUUUAGCUCUGGAAAAUGAAGAUAGACGAAAUGUGUUUCAAGUGUCAAAUGGGAAAAAAAAUGUGAUAUUUCAAGCACUGAAUGGAAGAGAAAGGGAUGAAUGGAUAGCAUCCAUUCAUAAUAUUGCAAAAGAAGGCUCUAUCAGUAAAUCUCUAAUGAGGCAGUCGUCUAGAGAUAAAUCAAGCAGACAAAAUACAGUAGAAAAAAGUCUAUCAGUUUCAAGCAAUGCUUCUAGCAAUGAUGGGUAAUUGGUUUUGAACUACUUUUUUCACUAUUGAAAAUUUUACUAUUGAAGACUUUAGCAUCAUAAAUAUUAAUUGCUAUUUUU
Molecule: messenger RNA, 1416 nt
Organism: Uloborus diversus
Lineage: Eukaryota; Metazoa; Arthropoda; Arachnida; Araneae; Uloboridae
Product: DCC-interacting protein 13-alpha-like
Exons: 14
Coding region: 86-1336 (416 amino acids)
Biological process (GO): signaling
Cellular component (GO): endosome membrane; cytoplasm
Molecular function (GO): protein binding
Source: RefSeq, a predicted model, not a curated record